This is a messenger RNA of Porites evermanni, 1475 nucleotides long. The record is from the annotation of a GenBank genome assembly. Lineage: Eukaryota; Metazoa; Cnidaria; Anthozoa; Scleractinia; Poritidae.
AUGACCAAUAAUGAUCCUAAUGUAAUUGGCUGGUUCUAUCUGGAGCACUUGUUUAACACCAAAGUAAUGGCUAGUAUUAUCCGUGUUGACAAAGGGACGGAAACAGGAGUAAUGGCUACUAUGCAUGCCAAUCUUUGUCAACAGCAUGGAGAUGAAAUGGUUCCUAUUGAGACCAUCAUAUAUGGACCAUUCACAUCAAACCAGGUAGGCAUAUAAAUUAAAUUUACUCCUCCUACUAUUGGUAAUUUUAUCUGAGCAGUGCUGCACAUGCCAUGCAGUACGUAACUAACUAGUAAUAAAAUGCCAAGCCAGAUCUUGCAUUGAUAUCAGAUCACCUAGAUCAUGACGCUCUAGUCCUUCUAUUGAGCACUGCAUACAUAUAAACUGGUAUAUAAUAUACUCUGUGUGCAUGUGCACCAAGCAAGCCAACUACUUGCAUAGUAAUGUGUAAAUUUUUAACUGUACUUGUAGUAGCGUAAAUUGUCUCACAGGUGUUUCCUAUAUAAUAUUUGUCAACAGAAUGAAACAAAUGUCUAGACCGUGGAGCAUUGUAGGAGUUGAGAUGAUACAGUGGAAUGUCACAGGACUCUACAGUGCAACUUGUUAUGUAUAAUGUAAGUUUGGAAAUUCUGUCAAAUUAUCACUUAUCAAGUCCACAAUGUUCUUUAAAAUUGCAGAUUGAAAGGUGGUGGAGGGAAUUGCAUGAACAAUUAGAGAAGUUUUUUAAGCAUCAGCUGAACUUCCUUAAAGACCAAAGCUAUUAUGAUCCCUACAACAGCACACACAGGUAACAAAAUAAUAUAGAUAAAAAGGGAGAAUGAAAGAAAGAAAAUGAAAAGAAACCAUAAAAAAAUGUUUUGGAAUAAUCCAGGAGCCUUCAUAAAAUAAUGCUCAUCUUCUUGAAAUCGGGGUUUGGAAGAACUAAGCCCAAUUAUAUUGUAGUUACCGACUUGUUUAGAAUUUUAUGGGACUUGACUGAGUAGUGUACAGUGUUAGCAGGUGUAGAAAUUCAAUACUGUAUGUCAAGUGAUGCUUAAGUGAGCUACAAUGAAUAGGAGGGGACACCAGGAAACCUGUAAGGGAAAAAUAACAGUCUUCCAGAGGUAGCCCUUCAAAAAUGCAAUACAUAUCAGUGGACAUACCAUGUACGUAUUCUUGUCACUUUGGUGUGUGGGACGUGGGCCUGUAGCCAUAACAGGGUCUGCUUUGAUUGGCCAAAAUUAAUUUCAGUAGUCAUUAACUUACACCAAAAAUUGACCGAUUUUCUAAGGAUUUCAUUCAAUUGAACUUCUUCUCUCACUAUUCCUUUCAAACACUUAUUGGCUUACUUGAUGGUUCCAAUAACGCAGAAGGAAGUUGACAUUUUUGUUGAUGUUAUGUGGAACAGCCAUCGCAUUCGAGCGCAGAAAAACACCUUCCUGCCAGAUGGAAUUCCAAAUCACAUUUAUAAUUUUCUAAAGCAGUAUGGUCUUUAG